Molecule: messenger RNA, 1523 nt
Organism: Oryza sativa Japonica Group (Japanese rice)
Lineage: Eukaryota; Viridiplantae; Streptophyta; Magnoliopsida; Poales; Poaceae
Product: general transcription and DNA repair factor IIH subunit TFB4
Biological process (GO): nucleotide-excision repair; regulation of DNA-templated transcription
Cellular component (GO): transcription factor TFIIH holo complex; transcription factor TFIIH core complex
Source: RefSeq, a predicted model, not a curated record
AUUCGUCGUCUCUUGCCGCCCCCAAGCGCAGCCGCAACUCCGCCGAGUUCGCCGCCUCCGCCUCCGCCUCCCGACGGCGGCAAGGCAACCGCUCGCGCCGCCGCCGCCUCGGCCCAACCAGCGCCUCCGUUCGCGCGUGUCCGGCCCUGCCGCGACGGCGGUGAGACUGCCAUGGCCUCCUCCAAGCUCUACUCCGAUGACGUCAGCCUCGCCGUCGUCGUCGUCGACACCAACCCCUUGUUCUGGGCCACCGCCGCCCUCCCCUUCGCCGACUUCUUCGCCCAUCUGAUCCACUACGUGAACUCGCUCUUGCUUCUGAACCACCUCAACCAUGUGGUCGUCAUCGCCGCGGGGCUUAGCUCUUGCACCUACAUCUUCGACUCGAGCGAUGCUAGUGCCUCUGGUGCUGCAGACGUCGCGGCCACCUUCGCAAAGGCGAGCCGCAAGAUGGAUGAGUUCAUUGCAGAAGACGCCCGUGCCACUAGCAGCAAUGGUUCCGUUGCUGAUGGCAAUGCAGCCUCUCUUCUCUCAGGCGCACUGUCCCUUGCUCUGUGCUAUAUACAGAGGGUUUUUCGGUCUGGUACUCGACAUCCACAACCUCGGAUUUUAUGCCUGCAGGGUUCUCCAGAUGGACCUGAACAAUAUGUAGCGGUCAUGAACUCAAUAUUUUCUGCUCAACGUUCCAUGGUCCCAAUCGAUUCAUGCAUAGUAGGAACCCAAGACUCUGCUUUCUUGCAACAGGCUUCAUAUAUAACAGGUGGAGUUUAUUUGAAACCCCAAGAACUAAAUGGUCUAUUUCAAUACCUUGCUGCUGUAUUUGCAACUGAUUUACACUCAAGAACCUUUCUGCGCCUCCCCAAGACUCUGGGAGUGGAUUUCCGUGCUUCAUGUUUCUGCCAUAAGAAGACUAUUGACAUGGGAUAUGUUUGUUCAGUUUGUUUAUCGAUAUUCUGCAAGUAUCAUAAGAAGUGUUCGACCUGUGGGUCAGAAUUCAACCGUGUCAUGCCCGACUUAAAUUCUGUACCUGAUCAAAGGCAGUAGUCUACACUACAGAUGGCGAAAUAUCAGACUGCAGACUUCUCUUUAUGUUCUCCACAGGAACAUCUAUCCUAGCAUUUUAGCCUCAAUGACAUGCACAUUUAUUUCUUAGAUACGAUACAUGAUGCUGGAUCAGCCUGUCCCUGAUUUUGACAGGUUCAACUGAUACAGAAUGGGCAUUGUGUGCAUACUUGAAGCAGCGUCAGUUUAGCAAAAACUAGGCAACUGGGCGUAGCAAUUUUGUCAACUGAUGAGGGAACUCACGCCCGACUUUUGGAAUUAGUUUGCCUGCAAUUUGUAAAGUUGGCACAUGAACUUGUGAUGCACCAUUUGCAAAUGCUCUUUUUUGCUUACCGAAAACAGGACAACAGGUCAAGCUAGUAGAUGGCAAAUCAUUUUUCUUGUCAUGGUGACACAGGUUGCGCUAAUGUCUUGAUAUAUUACUUCGAGCUCCAAGAACAAUUUUGAUUUUUAGUUUCCUAUAA